Molecule: messenger RNA, 786 nt
Organism: Drosophila obscura
Lineage: Eukaryota; Metazoa; Arthropoda; Insecta; Diptera; Drosophilidae
Product: E3 ubiquitin-protein ligase complex slx8-rfp subunit slx8
Exons: 2
Biological process (GO): positive regulation of transcription by RNA polymerase II
Molecular function (GO): transcription factor binding
Source: RefSeq, a predicted model, not a curated record
GUAAAUCGCUACUGUUCGGAAGUAGUCUCCAACAUUAGCUCUGAUACCAGUGGGUCACGAAACUCGACACCAAGGACGGGCCGCCGUAAUUUUCACUCUGUUAACACAACACCAGUGGAGGUAAUAGAUUUGCUGAACGUGGACGAUUCAUAUCGUAGAACUGCAGUUAAUCGGGUACCAGAAGCAGUGAUCGACUUGUGUACUCCGCACAGACCAAACAUCCCAACAGCAACGAUUGAUUUGGAUGACUCCGAUAUUGUCCCUACCAGUCGGCGUCGUAACCAUGCUAGCUCCAGUACUCCCACUACAGCUAGGGCUGUGUCGGUUAUCGACGACUGCGGUCCGUCGAGUCCGAAGCGCAAGGCCAAAGCCCAAAACGUGUCUACGGAUGAUGUCUACAAGUGCCCCGUUUGUUUGGAAAGCGUACGCCAACGAGAGCCAUCGUCGACCAAAUGUGGCCACGUUUUUUGUCGCCAGUGCAUCCAAACUGCCAUAAGCACCACACACAAAUGUCCAAUGUGUAACAAGAAAUUGAGCAUGCGCCAAACAACACGUAUUUAUUUGUAAACCAUUAUUUCGAUAUAUAUUACCAAUUACCACCAAUGCUCUGCGAGUCAGCUGGGCUUCACACUGAAUUUGCAUUGUUUAGUUUUAGCUCUGAAAGUAGCUUCAUUAUAAUAUGUUAUAGACAGCAAACAAAUGUUCGUAGUUGUCAUUUUCUUAAGUUAUUUUGUAUUCCCUUAUAAUUAGAUGUACUGAAUAAUCCAAAAAAUUUCCUUUGUCGUA